Panicum virgatum (switchgrass) is the source of this 1152-nucleotide messenger RNA. RefSeq lists its product as uncharacterized. The record is from RefSeq and is a predicted model, not a curated record. The transcript is spliced from 3 exons. Gene Ontology annotation, cellular component: mitochondrial matrix. Lineage: Eukaryota; Viridiplantae; Streptophyta; Magnoliopsida; Poales; Poaceae. The coding region runs from base 63 to 863 and encodes 266 amino acids.
GUGCCCCAACCCCUAAACCCCGUAAACCCUAGCAAGGUUCACACGCCACCGCUCCUCUCGCCAUGGCCCUCUUCGCCGCAGCCCGCCGCGCCGCGGCAUCCGCGGCCCCCCUGAUCCUGCGCGCCUCCGCCUCCACCUCCACGGGGGCCCACCGCGGCUUGGCCCUGCUCCGGCCCCUCGCCGCCGCCGCGGCGCGGCCGCAUCCCCGCGCGAUGCCGUUCUCGUCGGCGCCCGCGGCGAGGCCCAGCUCCGACGCCGAGCUCCUCAGCGUCAUCGACUCCGAGAUCAAGUACGCCGAGGACUGCGACGACCACGACAGGGUUGAGGAGAUUCCAGAUAAUUUCCCUUUCAAAAUCACUGAUGAAAAGGGGAUGAAUGCAAUUACCCUUAAAAGGACAUAUCAUGGUGAGCAGAUUGAGGUUGUGGCUCACAUGCCCAGCCUAGUCACUGGAGAUGAUCCUGAUCAUGACCGGAAUGACGAGGACAAGGGUGAGGGGGGAGAUGGCAGCAAUGAAGAUCAAGGCGAGAAGCCCCCCCAGUCGAGCAUUCCUCUCACGGUCACUAUCACCAAGGGUGAUGGCCCCAUCCUUGAAUUCACCUGCACUGCCUAUCCUGAUGAGGUCAUCAUCGACUCCUUGUCCGUGAGCCAGCCAACCGGGAACGAUGAAAUUGACUUAAUUGCAUAUGAGGGUCCUGAUUUCAAUGACCUUGAUGAGAACCUGCAGAGGGCAUUCCACAAGUACCUGGAACUGCGUGGCAUCUCACCCCUGACGACAAACUUCUUGCAUGAGUACAUGAUCAACAAGGACAGCCGUGAGUACCUCCUCUGGCUGAGGAAGCUGAAGGAUUUCUUCAAGCAGUAGAGAUCAUGGCUGUCACUUCCCUCUUCCCAGGCAUGAGAUAGUCAAGUUUCUUUGCACAUUCAGAUUUUGGAGCGACAAGCUGCUUAUAAGGUUGGAACGUACGAUAUUUCGUAAAUGUAGGAUUCGAAGUUCUGUUGCUCUGCUCUUUAUUAUUACACCCACCGCCCCCUCACCCAGUGAGAGGGCGGUGCCCCAAGCGUUAACCUGAUCCUGAUUGACACCUCGUGGUGACAGGGCCGCUGCACCCUGAUUAUAUCUUGAUCGUUGCGUUGUCUAUUGUUUAUUGAUA